AUGAAGCCUGCGCAAAAAACGCAAGUCGGCAUCGAGCUGUCCACGCUAGGUGAUAUACAUGAGAAGAGCGGCGCCGAUCAGCAAUCGCUUGCAAGCUUGCAGUUAUUUCACAAUGCAUAUCAAUGCUUAGCUGCGCUCAUGCAAAACGAUAUCCCUUAUGGCUCGUUUCCCUUAUGUCUAUGGCCUCAUCAAUCGAAAUCAGGGGAUCGGGAUGAGUAA
Lichtheimia ornata is the source of this 219-nucleotide messenger RNA. RefSeq lists its product as uncharacterized. NCBI's taxonomy places the organism in Eukaryota, Fungi, Mucoromycota, Mucoromycetes, Mucorales, Lichtheimiaceae. The record is from RefSeq and is a predicted model, not a curated record. The coding region runs from base 1 to 219 and encodes 72 amino acids. The transcript has a single exon.